CUUGCUAUUCUACCUUCUUUGACUAGCUUCAUGCUUUGUUUGGUGUCUGACACAAAACAGAGAAAUUUGUGGUUGACCAUAGCCCAAGACUGCUUACCAGCAAACCUAGCUCUCCUACUUUUUGUCAUAUCCAGCAUGGCUUCUGCGUGGUCUGACGAGAACACCUUUGUUUGUCCAGUCUGUUUGGAAACCCUGACGGACCCAGCCACUCUACCCUGCGGACAUUCAUACUGUUUAGCUUGCAUCCAAAACCACUGGGACAGAGGAGAUGCCAAAGGUGAGUACACCUGUCCCCAGUGUCGGCAAGUCUUUAACCCCCGACCUCCACUGGCAAAGAGCACAGUCCUAGUGGAGGCCAUGGAGAAACUGAGAACCAGCAGCCUCAGGGAAAGCCGCUACACAUCUGCCUCAUCUGCCCCAACAUCAGUGCCUGCCUACCUGGAGGUCCUACCGGCCACCAAGCCAGUGGGGGCUUGUCUGCGACAGGGCAGUCUCUACCCUCAGCUUUCCCCUGUGCCCCCCAGGACCUGUUCACAACACAGUCUACCCUUGGAUCUGUUUUGCCACGAGGACCAUGAGUGUGUAUGCAAAAUGUGUUGUCAGCAUGGACACAAGGGACAUCAUGUUGUCAAACCAGAGGAAGAGAGGAGAGAAAGACAGAAAGAACUUACUCAGAUGCAGGCAGAGAUAAAGAUGAGAAUUGAGCAGACUGAGAAGGAUGUUAAAGAGCUGCCACCUGCUGUCCGUCAACACAAGGCUUUGGUCCAGGCACUAGCGAGAGAAAGUGCAGACUUAUUCUUGGAGUUCACCAGAAGUGUGACUGCCACAGGCACCAAGGUCGGGGAGCUUCUUGGCACCUAUGAGGCUUCAUUAGGAAGCCGAGUGGAAAGUGAAAUCCAGAGACUGGAGCAGGAAGUGGCACAACUGCACAGUAAGAAUGAGGAGCUAAACGGUCUGACAGACAUUCAAGACAACAUCUGGUUUUUGAAGAACUUUCUGACUAUGGAGCCACUGGGUCAGGCUGUGACCACAAGAGGGUCAGCACUGAGCCAGGAAGAAGAGACGGUGGACACACUCCGCUCAGCCAUGAUGGAAUUCAAAGACUCUCUGCAGGGCCUCUGUAAAGCCAGCCUGGACAAGAUCUCCAGACUCGUGGAUGCCGGCCCCGUGGCUUCAGUACCCAGUGCUUCAACAGCAGCUGAUCCCAGCACUCAAGCUGCUGCACAACCCACAGUAUGUCAUAUGUCAUCAAACCCUCCACCUUUAACACCUCAAGGAAAUGACGCUGUCGCCCUAUCUUCACCUCAACUUCCUGCACAAAUUCAAGCUUCAGCUCCGCCUCCACCCCUCCCUCCCCUCCAAGCUCAAGCAUGCGCUGCACCAACACUGACAGAGAUGAACCCACAACCAAAGACAAGACAAGACUUGCUGAAAUUUCGUUUUGAACCCACCAUGGACCCAAAUACGGUGUUUCGCCACAUGCUGCUGUCAGACGGGGAUCGUAAGGCCACACUACAGGCUGCAAACCUGAACCCUCCAGACCAUCCAGAACGUUUCACAUUCUGGAGACAAGCUCUGUGCAGAGAGCCCCUGGCAGGGAGUCCGUACUACUGGGAGGUGGCGUGGACCGGUCGGAAAAUCAGCAUCUGUGUUGCAUACAAGGAAAUGGAACGCAAGUCUUCUGAUGAUCGAAGCCGUCUGGGCCACAACGCAGAGUCUUGGAGCUUGUACUGGUCUGGAACAGGUUUCUCCUUCUGGCAUGAAAACAAGGAGAAACUCCUGGGUUCACCCAAGGCCCGGCGGAUUGGUGUCUAUCUGGACCAGCACAUGGGGGUUCUGGCCUUUUAUUGCAUUGCCAACAACCAGGCCAACCUCAUCUACUGGCACCAGGCCGACUUCACGGCCCCGCUGUACCCGGGGUUCAGGCUCUGGGGAGAUGUAGGAGCUACAGUGACCAUUUGUGAAUUAGACUGAGUUAUAAAAACAUGUUAACCAUAAAUCUGCUGUUUGAAUAUGAGGGACUAUGAAAGUUUAUUGAAAAAGAACAUGGUGUAUUGUAAGACGAUACUGAGGAAUUUGAUCUGUUUAAAUGAAAAUCAUGUCAGAUAUGGCCAUUAUUUGUAAUGUUGUUUGUGUAUCAGCCUCCAUUCAGUUGAGGUUAUUUCUGACUUUCUAAAAAUUCAUGUUAUGAAUAAAACCUGAGAGCAAAGACAUUUUUCAUCAUUUCUAUAUGUUUAUAUAACAGAAGUAUGUUUUAAAACUGGAAAAAGUACAAAUACACUAUUUAUUCACAUGGAGUAAAAAUUCCAAGACGUAUACACACACCU
Molecule: messenger RNA, 2327 nt
Organism: Thalassophryne amazonica
Lineage: Eukaryota; Metazoa; Chordata; Actinopteri; Batrachoidiformes; Batrachoididae
Gene: ftr86
Product: finTRIM family, member 86
Exons: 11
Coding region: 31-1974 (647 amino acids)
Molecular function (GO): zinc ion binding; protein binding
Source: RefSeq, a predicted model, not a curated record